AUGCCGCCUAAGCCCAGCAUGAGCUCGCAGUCAGUUGUCUAUGAAAGUGACACUAGAAGCGAAGAGCGAACGUCUCAGCCCACACGAACUGAAAUUCAAGCGAUUUUCCAGAUCGCUCGCCCUGCGCCAAAAUCUUCACUUGGUCUUGCUCCUAAGCUGCUUCUUCAAAUCCAACAACUCGUGCAAAAUAAGCGACCAGUACCAGUACUGGAAAUGUGGCAACCACCAUUUCAGAAGUCGAAAUUGACUCGCAACUUUCAUCAGAAAGUCAAGUUGAGGUCGGGUGAUAUCUAUGCGACUCUCGAUGAGUCGUAUAUUACCACUUCGACUGGGCGACAGAAAGAUUUUUCCAACGCGGAGCAGGAUAGUGACGGUGCCACUCCGGAGAAGAGAAUUAUAGCAGCAAUAUGCCAGAACGACAAUACAACCUCAACAAUUUACUUCCGCGAUGCGCGAUGCAGAUGGCAGACCAGCGUAAGCACUGGACUCGCUCAAUCGACACCUACUUACCGAUUCACCAUCAACGACGAAAACAGAGAUAUAUCCGACCCAGGCAGAAUAAUCCUGCAAUGGGAAAAGCGGAGUAAAGAAAAUGCACUGGGUGGUUCGUUGGAUGCUGAGCAAUUUGUCCUCCUGUUAAUUGAUCGAAAGGCGCGGCGGAAGUGUCGCAUAGCUACCAUGACACCGGGCGGGUUUAAAAUCGUUGUAUGUUUUGAUUUAACGGAGCCUAUGGCAUCUACGGUAGUUCAAGAUCGUCAUGAAGCCUUGGAAAUAUGGUUAUAUACGCAAACCCUUACGUUAGGAUCGUGGGUUGCCUAUCAGGAAGGGUGGCUUAAUUACAACUGA
This is a messenger RNA of Penicillium cinerascens, 846 nucleotides long. RefSeq lists its product as uncharacterized. Lineage: Eukaryota; Fungi; Ascomycota; Eurotiomycetes; Eurotiales; Aspergillaceae. The coding region runs from base 1 to 846 and encodes 281 amino acids. The record is from RefSeq and is a predicted model, not a curated record. The transcript is spliced from 3 exons.